AUGAAGUCCACUAGUAUCAUUGCAAUAUUUGGAUUUGUCGCCUCUGCCCUUGCCCGCGGGCAUACCAGGCGCAGCGUCCGCAACGGCAUUAACGGUGGCAACGGCGCCAGCGGCGGCAACGGUGGCAACGACGUGCAGGCACACGAGGUUAAUCCCACCAAAGACGUGCCCCGUCCUCACAUAGGCAAUGUGCCUUAUGGAGAAAUCAUCACAUCAUGCACGGAGCCCGAUGCCGUCGCCGUUACCUAUGAUGACGGCCCCGGGACACUGAUGAACAAGCUUCUCGACAUGCUGGCGGAGGCCAAAGCCAAAGUCACCUUUUUCCACACUGGCGUUAACAUCGAGAGUCAACCGGCGGCCAUCCAACGUGCCUACCGCGAGGGCCACCAACUCGCCCAGCAUACGUGGUCGCACGGUCACCUUCCGCUACUCAACCGUACCAAGUUCCUUGACGAGAUCUAUCGGCCCGAAGAGGCAUUGGUUAAAGUUCUCGGCGUUUUCCCAACGUAUAUACGACCGCCUUAUGGCGAAUGCGACGAAAGGUGCCAGACCCUGCUUGGUGAGCUCGGCUACCACGUCAUUCGUUGGAACAUCGAUACUCAAGACUGGAAGGGCGAUAUGGACGCUUCGAAGAAAAUUGUCAGUGAACAGUUGACCAAAGCAAUCCAAGGCCCUAACGUGUUGGCGCACGAGCACGAUAAAACGAUCGAUAUCUUGACCAGCCAUAUUAUAAACGUCGCCAAGAGUCAGGGCCUGAAGAUGGUUACGAUAGGCGAGUGUCUGGGCGACGAUCCCAAGAAUUGGUACCGCACCGGCCCGCGCCUGGAGGCAGUUAGGACGCAGCAGGAGGACGAUGUUCAAAGGCAAAUAUAA
Messenger RNA from Pyricularia grisea, 873 nucleotides. RefSeq lists its product as uncharacterized. Gene Ontology annotation, biological process: carbohydrate metabolic process. NCBI's taxonomy places the organism in Eukaryota, Fungi, Ascomycota, Sordariomycetes, Magnaporthales, Pyriculariaceae. The record is from RefSeq and is a predicted model, not a curated record. The transcript has 4 exons. Gene Ontology annotation, molecular function: hydrolase activity, acting on carbon-nitrogen (but not peptide) bonds. Bases 1 to 873 code for a protein of 290 amino acids.